This is a messenger RNA of Nematostella vectensis (starlet sea anemone), 751 nucleotides long. RefSeq lists its product as uncharacterized. NCBI's taxonomy places the organism in Eukaryota, Metazoa, Cnidaria, Anthozoa, Actiniaria, Edwardsiidae. The transcript is spliced from 3 exons. Bases 239 to 568 code for a protein of 109 amino acids. The record is from RefSeq and is a predicted model, not a curated record.
UAACACAUUACCUUGACCUUUUGUCUUCAGUGAAAGUAAACAGCCAAUCCAAGGCGAAGGGUUCCAAGAGGCACCUUAGGCGUUGCCUCAAGAAAAAAUGCAUGGGUUGCGGUUGCGGAUGCGGUAAUUGCUGCGGCGGUUUCGGUUGCCCGCAAUGCGGUUGCGGCUGCGGCUGUGAUUGCCCCUCUAUAACCUUUCCAGUGACCUUUGGCGCAUGCGUGAAUAACCCUUGUUGCGAAUGUUGCACGAAGAAGCCACCAAAGGGCAAGUGCAAGUGGCCGUGUAUGUGGCCGUGCUGCUGCGAGUGCACCCCACCCAAGUUCAAAUUCAAGCCCCUGAAGCCCAAAGCGUGCUGCAAGACUCCGACCUGUGGGUGUGGGUGUGGGUGCGGCAAGCGCUCAGGCAAGAAACACAUCAAGUGCCUCUUGUUCGGCCAACCCGCCGUUGUGGCCAAGUCUCCAAAACCCCUGCAACUAACAGCAUCCAAGGGCAAGAAGCACUAUUAGGGAUAAAAAUCUCUCUGAGCAAGAUGGAUACACCUUGUGAUUACCGCUUACGGUUUUUUUGACACUGUUGUCUAGGGACAAUAUUGUAAAUGCCUAUAUUGUAAAUUCCAAAAAAAGGAAAAAAAAACAAUGACAUAUCAUUACUUAACUUGAUUUGUGAUUAAAUCGUUCUGAAUAGUCCUUUUUGGUUUAUGCUAUAAUGUAGAAACACAGCAAUGGAUGAAUAAAGGUUGGUGAUAACUCAA